AUGCUGAGCCUGAGCAUCGUGGUCGCCAUCGCCGCCUCUGGCGCGGCGUUUUUCAUAGUCUGCGGAGUCGUUGCAGUCGUUGUCUGGGUUCGAUUCCGCAAGGAGCGCCAUGCGUUGAGAGUCCUAAGGCUGACCCCAGGGGAGAAUACCCGCAAGAUACAAACCUUCGCUGGGGAUACGUUGACGGAGCUAUCUCAUCAGGAAGGGAGUGUUCUUCGGGCUCACGGCCAGCUACCGUAUGGCAAGCCGACAGAAUGGGGCAAGCUGGAAUCACGAGAGACUCUUCUACGGCCAAAGAACGGAUCCGAGACAUCGUGGCCCCUCAUGGAAAGAGCACGAUCACUGCGCAAUUCUAUCCGCAGAGCCCGGUCAAAACGGUUCUCCAGAACCGGGCAUAAACGUGUGGACUCCAUGGCCACCGUCAGCGAGAUGGUACCAAGCCCGCCCGGGAGCUCAAGAGAGAAUAUCCCUCUCUCGGCUGUCGAAGGAGUCCUGGAGCUGCCGGCGGAGCGAACACCACAACAGACCCCAGAAAUUCCCAGAGAAGAAGAAGGAUUCCACCUUGGCAUGCGCCCUAUGUCGCCUGCAUCAGCCUGGCCGCCCACAACUCAACGAGCGCAAUCGACCCUGUUUCCGGUGCUACCAGGCAACAAUUCACAGGACAUGUUUGACCCACCUUCAAUGAUCUUUGACGAGUCUCCUACACGGCUUCGUGGUGGAAGUAUCGUCAGUCAGACCGCAGGCCAUGUCCCUGAUCAGUCAAUCCCCCCUCCACCUCCCCCCGCCGCUUUUCCACAGGAACGUUUCAGCUACCUGCGGAACGACUCGGUCAUGCGUCUGUCGUCAAUGAGCCUCGACACAACCAACAGCUCAAUUCUGGAUGAUGGCAGGAAUGGCCCUCGAUCCGCCGACACCGACCUCACGUCGCCUAUCUUCCCAUCUGGCGGCACGUUCGUGCCAUACAGCGCCAAUGACGUUGGAGUCAAAAACGGACGCCGAAGCUUCAUUGCUGCCAAUACCUCGUUGCCGCCUAAUUUCCCCAUACGUUCGUCGUCAAACGCUGAUAACCAUAGGCGGAUGGCGGAAGAAGCCGUAUCACCCCGGCGCAGCAUGACAACAACUUCUCGGAACCCAAGUAAUGCAAGCAGCCGUUCUAACGGUGUGCCUCGUCGCAGUGAAUCUAUGUCGUCGAACCCUCCGCAAAGACAUUCGUCCCUUCGCAAUAGCACACCUGGGCCACCGGCUGGUUAUCAGAAGGCCAAUUCUUCCGCCUGGCGGUCACCCCACUCGAAUGCGGCUUAUGUGCUGCAUUUCAGUCAGUACCAACAACAACCGCCGGGCUACGAGAAUGAGCAGUUUGACAAUGAUCCAUUUUAUGGAGGCUCUCCAGCCUCAAAUGGUACCCUUUUCUCCACUGGUUCUCCCGGCCAACCGCUCGCUUAUAUGCCUCAAAGUCCCAUGCAGCGCUCCAGUCUGUCUAUCAAAGGACCUCUUCCAUCAGCACUCAAAGGAUCUAAUUCUCAGCGCAAGAGUAAGGGUCACAGACGCCAGAACUGCGUUCGUAUAUCGAUCCAUCCGCCCAUGACAUUCGGAGGCUCUGUCUUCUCCCCAACAGUCGAAGAAGAACCCGAAGACUUGGAUGCCAUGGAAGAGGUGGACCUGCGUGAGAGCACCAUCAACGGGACACCUAAAGCGCAGCCAUCCCCGCCUGUGAACACGUCCUCCCCGCUGCCCCGCUCAAAGCGUGGAAGCGGCAGUCGCCGCACCAAGCCUGUCAUUUCAGCACCAAGCUCUCUCGGCCCUUUGGCUGAAGAGCCGCAGCCUCGCACGCAUACCCGAACUCCUUCUAAGAAGCGGAAGAAGGCGCCCACCGACAACGCAGACGAUACACCCAUCUUCGCCAGAGACCAUUCUUUGCCUGGUAUUUUCACGGCCCUCCCCCCUAGUGGCGACGUAAGUCUCUCGCAUACGCCUUCCCCGGAGCGGGAGCCGCCAGUAUGGGCGGUGCCUGGAGCUCCAUCGCCCUUGGCCUACGAGAAUUCGCCUGCUAGUGGCACUGGCAGCCCUCGACGGACAGCUGUAAAGGGACCGCGCACUCAGCCGGGCAAGCCUGCCCGGAGCAACUCGACGCGUGCUCCACCACCAAGGCCCAUCGGCCCCUUGAUGGGACCAACUUCAUCUCCUGGUCUACCCUUCAUCACUGGCACCCAGGGUAGCGAUUGGCGGAGGUCGACAGACACAUUGCACAGGACACAAACGGAUGCAAGUAACCACUCCUACCGGCGGUACCGCGAGUCCCAAGGCUCCUUGGCGAGUGCUCUUGACUCAUCCAUGUGCCCAACCUCCCCAGUAUAUGGUACCAAUGCCUCGACCGUACGAGACAAGGUCACUAUCUGGGAAGACGCCAACCGCAGCGGAUCGCCGCCCAAGCCCCCGGCUCCCCAAUUCGCAGGCAACUACGCCUUCCCUCCAGAUACCAACGCCUCGCCAGUGCACAUGAAAAACACCAUUCCACGUUCUAUCUCUAAGAGUGGGAGAUCGCCAGCCCGCAUGGCCAGCUAUCGCGCCCCGCCAACGCCGACAUCUGCUCGUCGUGGCAUGACAACGCCCACUGGGAAGGGACUUGGAAUCGGGAUUGGAUGUGCGACGCCGGUCAGUCUGUACGAUGGUGACGGGUUUUUUAGAGAGUAA
This is a messenger RNA of Penicillium canariense, 2691 nucleotides long. RefSeq lists its product as uncharacterized. The transcript has a single exon. NCBI's taxonomy places the organism in Eukaryota, Fungi, Ascomycota, Eurotiomycetes, Eurotiales, Aspergillaceae. The record is from RefSeq and is a predicted model, not a curated record. Bases 1 to 2691 code for a protein of 896 amino acids.